This is a messenger RNA of Chanos chanos (milkfish), 806 nucleotides long. RefSeq names its product SAP domain containing ribonucleoprotein (gene sarnp). Gene Ontology annotation, biological process: poly(A)+ mRNA export from nucleus. Lineage: Eukaryota; Metazoa; Chordata; Actinopteri; Gonorynchiformes; Chanidae. Gene Ontology annotation, cellular component: nucleus. Bases 18 to 641 code for a protein of 207 amino acids. The transcript is spliced from 11 exons. The record is from RefSeq and is a predicted model, not a curated record.
ACCUGGAAACAUUCGACAUGGCCGAGGUUGUAGAGCUCCAGAAACUGAAGUUGGCCGAAUUGAAGCAGGAAUGCGCUGCGAGGGGGUUGGACGUAAAGGGAAGCAAAGCUGACCUGAUUGCCCGGUUGCAGGCUUACCUUGAAGAGCAUGAUGAAGAAGUCAAUGAAGAGGAGGUUUUGGGAGAAUUCACAGAGGAUUUUGCCAAAGAUGGAGCAAAUGCUGAGAAACCGGUGAAGGAACCCACACCGGAGUUAGAAGCUGAGAAAAAGGUUGUGAAAAUCAUGCCUCCUGCAGCAGCAGAUGAGAGGCUUCAGAAGAGGGCAGAGCGCUUCAGUUUGCCAGCCUCUGAUGACAGUAAGAAGGCUGCUCGUGCAGCAAGGUUUGGGAUGCCUGUUACAGCACCAGCUUCUUCUACAGGUGCUUCUGGAAAUACAAAAGUGAGCGUUGAUGUUGAAGUCCUGAAGAAGAGAGCAGAGCGCUUUGGAAUGAAUGUCUCCUCUGUUUCCAAGAAGUUUGAAGACGAUGAAAAGCUGAAAAAGAGGAAGGAGAGAUUUGGAAUCAUCACCAGCGCUGCCUCAGCUGGAGUGGAUGAUGCAGAGGCGAAGAAACGAAAGCGAGCUGAACGGUUUGGAAAUGUAUAAAAUUCAGCUGAAGUCUUUUCUACUUUUAUAAUUGAAUUUUUCGUUUUUGUUUUAUAUUUUUUAAAUUCUUUUGUUUCUAACAAUUGGUGUUCAUGUGACAUGGUGUUUUUCCUUUGCAAUUUCAACACUGUGUAGCAGUUUGUAAAUUAAACGUGACUCCACUUU